Rhagoletis zephyria (snowberry fruit fly) is the source of this 878-nucleotide messenger RNA. RefSeq lists its product as uncharacterized. The record is from RefSeq and is a predicted model, not a curated record. Lineage: Eukaryota; Metazoa; Arthropoda; Insecta; Diptera; Tephritidae.
AUGCAAACAAUCACGCCAUGCCAACCACCACCGACAUUGGAUAUCAGCACGUGGAAUAUUCCGAAGAAUAUUAACCUAGCUGACGAAGCAUUUUAUAAACCAGGCCUCGUGGAUCUUUUGCUUGGAGCCAGUAUAUUUUUCGACCUACUAAUGGUAGGCCAGAUAAAGUUACAUGAAAAGCUACCACGGUUGCAGAAAACAAAGCUUGGCUGGGUCGUGGCUGGAGCUGUCACUUGCCAGCCUCUGCUAUCUUCAGCUGCCUUGAUUUCACCCUACACUACUUCGAUUGGAACAGACUGUCUAUUAUCAACCACAUGGCCAACGCUAUCUUCGUUCGUGUCCUUGCAACAACAACAGUCAUCGCUUUCGUUAGAGCCAUCUCUUGACGAUAUCUUAGAAAAAUUUUGGAACAUAGAACAUCAACCGAAGCAAGAGAAAGGCCGCAGGAAGCCCCUGAAAUCCCCAGGCAGCUCGUACGACAUAGCGCUGAGUCGUUUAUUGUCCAUCGAAACCAAGCUACGCCGCAACAACAAUUUGAAAGCAGAUUACGAUGCUUUCAUGAAGGCGUACAUUGAGCUCCAGCAUAUGGUACUCAUAUCAGUUCCAAGCGGAACAGAAAAUUAUAUACCACACCAUCCCAUGUUAAAGUUAGACAGCAGCACGACUAUACUUCGUGUCGUGUUUGAUGCUUCGUGUCGCACCUCAACUGGCAAAUCGCUCAACGAUAUCCUUCGGGCACAAGUUACCACUGCGAAUUUUCUCGAUUGCAUGUUUUUGAGGUUUGGCGCGAAAAUUUCCGGUACGUAUUCCCAGAAAGUUGAAAAUGUGCUGGGUGCAAUAGCGAACGAUAUUGAAUAUGAGGGUUAUGAGCCAGAUCG